AAAACUGUUGUCUGCCGCACCCAACAAUGAAUUGAAAUGAAACCGAGAAAAAACAUACCAUACAGGUGCUUUUUAAAUUUACACAAGCCUGAGAUCAACUGAAAUGUCAAAUGAAGGCCCAGCCAGUCCAUCACCAGCUUCGCCUGACAUGGAGGGUCUGGAGGCAGUGGACACUGUCGGGAGUGAUGAGGGAGAGCUACCCUCUGACCCCGGGGAGUACACAGAGAUUGUUGAUGAAGUAACAGAGGACAAUGGCUCAGUGGCAUCAAGCAGGUAUCGGUCUCAGCACCGGUCCACUCAUCGUGAACCAUCUGAACUUUCCAGUGAGGGACACAGGAAAAGACAUAAACACAGACACAGCAGCUCCCACAAGCACAAACACAAGAGGUCACACAGCGGUCACCGAGGUGAUGAAGUCGCCGGAGAUAGAGAGAUGGAGGAUGGGGAGUAUGAGGGGGAGGAAGGAGAGUUCCCAGCUACUGGUUACCAAGACGACCUAGGGUCAUCCCGCGACAGGAAACGCAAGCGCAAACACUCGUAUGAGUUUAGUGAGAUCAAUUCAGAAUAUGAAGAAUCUCGUCGCAACAAACAUGGCCGCCACCACUCCUUAGAAGACCCCAGGGCCAUGAAGCGUAAACUAAGAGAACAGGAAAUAUACGAAUAUGAAAAGGCCAAGCUUAAGAGAGCCAUGAAGGACACUGCAAUGUACGAGUAUGAAAGAGCAAAGCUCAAAGCUGAAAUGAAAGAAAGGGCAAUGAGGCAGGCCAUCAAGGAACAAGCAUACAAAGACGCCUUGAAGGAGCAGGCUUACAGGGAGGCUUUGGAAGAGAAGGCGUACAGGAAAGAGAAGGUGUAUAGAGAGGUGAUAGGUGACCGGGAAUACUUGAAGGAAAUGGCUUACAGAGAGGCCAUGAAGGAACGGGAGUACCUGAAGGAGAAAGCCUAUAGAGAGGCCAUGAAAGAGAAGUCUUACAGGAAGACCAUGAUGGAGCGAGAGUACGGGGCCCGGGGGUAUGGUGCAAUGGAGGAUGACACCUAUAGCGUGAUGUCUGAACGCUCUGACAGGAGCUACAUGUCUGAAAGGGGAAGGGUGAAGAGGGGUCUGAGUGGGGCUGUCCUGAUGGAAGAAAGGUCACCGGAGAGGACUUUGAGCUACAGGGAUGUGUAUGGUGAGAGGGGCUCAAUGAAAAGAGGUCGUAGUGGGGCUGUGUUGAAAGAUGACUUUGAUGACUUAAUCUCGGAGAGGAGUUUCCGCAGUGAGAAAGGUGAGAGGAUAGCUAGAGGCCGGAGUGGGGCUGUAUUGGUGGAAGACAGUGGGGAUGAAGGAGCCAAGGUAGAGAGGGGCCGCAGUGGGGCCAUCCUGCGGAUGGAUGAUGAUCCGGGUGGGAAGAUUGCACGGGGAAUGAGUGGGGCCAUUCUGAUAGAGGACGAUGGGGAGGAACUGGCACCUCAAAGGGGUCGCAGUGGGGCCUUGCUGCUUGAGGACAGGAGUGGGGGUCAGCAUCCCCUUGGUUGGGGCAGAGGGGGACACAAGGACAUGAGAGAACCAAGCAUACCUCCAGGAAUGCCCCCGGGACGAGGUCGAGGUGGAUUCCGGGGCCGAGGGGGGUUCAGGGGGAGGGGUAGGGGACAGUGGAACCAGGGUAAGGACUUCUACAACCCACCAGUGGCAUCUUCCCAGGCUCAGCCAACCCCAGAUGAAGCUUCCCGCUCAAGUAGAAUUGGCUCCAACUUUUACAGGAUGGAGAGUAAGGAGAAGGUGGAGGUUGAUGCCCGUGGUUACCGAGCCCGGAGUCCAGAGAGGAUUGACGCCUUCGCCCCAAAGAAACCCAAGUGGAAACCAAAGGAUGAAGACGUCAAGUUGCAGCAGUGUGUGAGGUCGGUGGCUGAGACUGUAGAAGAUGAUAUUGGGGAGGUGUCAGCCUGGGUGAGGUGCUCUGCCGCUGACCUCUACUUCAGCAGGGACAGGCAGACAGGUAACAUGGUAGCGACCAAGCGCAUGACAGACCUAGAAGACAAAUUUGAAGAAGAGAUUGUGGAGCGAGCAGGGAAAGUGCGCGCAACGCAGAAGGCGUACAGGAUGGAGCGUAACACACGACCUAACUGGCGUGAUGCUCACAAAUGCUCCAAGGGUCAGUGUGGGCAGGCCGGCUGUCCGAAAGCCAAGAAGGAAGGAUCAGACUCCAGUUCUGACAGUGGGAGUGGGAGUGGGAGUGGCACAGAUUCUGACUCUGACAACGACAUGCCAUCCAAGGAGCUGCAGUACAAGAUCAACAAUCCGUACAGGAUGCACAAGGAGAUCUGGUACAACGAACCGAAAGAGUUGAAUGAUGGUCCAUUGUGUCGAUGUAGCUUGAAGGCCCGGAAAUUUGGAAUUCGGCACGACAUCUACCCUGGAGAGGAGCCGAUCCCGAAGUGUGACCCCAGCAGUAAUAACCUGGAUAAGCUUCAUCACUACAAGAUCACCAUCUCACCAACAACAAAUUUUAAGAGUGAGCAUCCAACAGUUGUCAUGUUUGACGGCCAUGAAUACACAUUUGAAGGAUUCUCCAUAUUUGUGCAUGAAAAACUGCCCAAGUUGCCAGAGAUGCAGAUUAUCCGGUUUAACCAUAUGUAUACGCUGCACUUGAUUGAGGAACCUGUCCCCGAGAACUUCUCCGUGCGUAGCCUGGAUCUGCUCACUAAAUACGUAUUUGACGAGAUAUUGGAGCUUGUGGACAUCGAUUGGAAGGGGCAGAACGCCACAGACGAGCACUGCCGUAGAUUCCAUGUGUUUCCAAGGUUUUCCAGGCCUUUCCCAGAGAAUGGUAAGGAGCUGUUGUCUAUGAAUGAUGUGAUGUUGUACCUCAUGAAGAUAUGUAAGCCCCUUGUCGACAAGAAGGAUCUGCCCUUCCUCCUCACGCUCGAGAACUCUGAGUGGAACAAGUUUGUGGACAGCUUCCGGCACGUGAUCGUCACCUGGCCAGGCAUGAGGCCAAGCUCUAUUCGUAUUGACCAGCUGGACAGGACAGAGUGUAAACGUGACCCGACAGGGAAAACUUUCCCGGACAUUGUCCACCAUGGGGUGAGGCCCUCCCAGCUCAGCUACGCUGGAGACCCUAUGUACAAGAAGACGUUCCGUGCAUACAUGAAAUAUCGUCAUAUCCUGUGGACAAGGGCCAAGGUCACAGAUAAGGACAAGGAAAAACUAGAGGAGUUUGAGGCUGAGCUGGAGAAAAUACGAUCUAAAUACAAUAUGAAGAGAGAGGUGACAUCAGACAUAGACAGUGAGGGCUUUCUUCUCACAGGGAUUAGAGCCGAUAUCUGCCAGUAUGCCCUGCUACUGCCCGUGCUGUUUAACCACAUCCGGUUCCACUCGUGCCUUAAUGUCCUGCAGUCCAACAUUGGCUAUUUCUUCAAGGACAUCUCUUUGCUCCAGCUUGCCCUGACACACAGUUCGUACAAGAUCAACUAUGGGAACAACAUUGAUCACGGGCGUAACGCUCUCUCUAACUGUGGGUCGCGGCAGAUUGAGUUUGGAGACUCACAGGUCCACUUUCAACACACGAGGAAAAGAGGUUUGAACAUGUUGAUGAAGAUCAUGUCUCGGUUUGGAAAGAAGGAGGAGGUGAAGUCAGACAUCCCACACAACGAGAGGCUGGAGUACCUGGGAGACGCAGUGGUAGAGUUCAUCACAAGCACGCACCUGUACAGUAUGUUAACAGAUGCUUCUGAAGGUCCACUCACCAUCUACCGAGGUUCUCUUGUCCAGAAUGCCCACCUUGCCAUAAUGGCAGAUAAAUUAAGGCUACAGGACUUCUUGUUGUACGCCCACGGGACAGACCUUUGUCACACCAGUACGCUAAACCAUGCCAUGGCCAACUGCUUUGAGGCGCUCAUGGGUGCGCUGUACUUGGACGGAGGUAUUGAGCUGGCGGACCGGGUGUUCUCCCAGACCUUAUGGAAGGACGAGCCAGAGCUGUUAGACAUCUGGCAGAACCCACCCAAACAUCCCCUCGUAGCUGAUGAACCCGAUGGGGAUAGACACUGGCUGGAGAAGAGCCCCGUUCUCAAGUCGCUGGUGAAGUUUGAGGAGGAGAUCGGGUAUGAGUUUAAACACAUCCGCUUGUUGGCGCGCUGCCUCACCAUGAAGAGUAUCGGCUUUAACAACCUUACACUGGGUAACAACCAGCGUAUGGAAUUUCUAGGGGACACAAUUAUGCAGCUGAUCGUGACUGACUACCUGUACAGACAUUUCCCCGACCAUCAUGAAGGACAUCUCUCACUACUGAGAAGUUCCAUCGUGAGUAACAGGACACAGUCUAUCGUGGCGGACGAGCUUGGCCUCCGGGGCUACCUUGUGAAACAACAGGAAGUGAAGAAGGCUGGGAUACAGCGCCCCGAGAAAACCAGCAACCUUAAGAUGAAAGAAAGGGCUGACCUUUUGGAGGCCCUUCUAGGUGCCUUGUUUGUGGAUGGAGGUAUAGACCCGUGUCGUGUGUUGUGUGAGGUCUGCUUUUUCCCCAGGUUGGAGUCGUUUAUCCUGAACCAGGACUGGAAUGACCCCAAGUCUCACCUCCAGCAGUGCUGCCUCACACUGCGUAACGUGGACGACGAAACACCCGACAUUCCUGUGUACAAGGUAAUCCAGCAGAGCGGACCGUCUAACCUGCGCAAGUACAAGGUAGCAGUGUAUUUCCGGGAGAAGCGUCUCGCUAUUGGUGAUGGAGGCAGUAUACAGCAGGCCGAGAUGAACGCGGCUGUUGAGGCACUUGAACACUCAGAAAUUAUGGACAAGAGCAACCUGAAGUUUCGUUUGAAUAAGAAGCGGAUGUUACAGUACCGGCGGACAUGGGGUCAGGGUGGUUUUUUUCAGUCAACCGGGGGCCAGUACGGACAACAUAGCCAAGGAAAACCUGGCUUCGGGCCGCAUGGGCAACAUAAGCCCCAGGGUUUUGGGCACCAGAAAUCCCAAGCAUUUGGGCAUCCCAAGACUCCCCACUGGCAGCAGCCUAAGAGGCCCUGGAUGAAAAAGCCUGGACAAACGCAUGGCGCCUUUGGCAAACCCGGACAAAUGCACGGAGCUUUUGGCAAACCCGGACAGACACACGGCGCCUUCGGCAGACCUGGACAGACACAUGGUGCCCUUGGCAAACCUGGACUGCACAGCAAGUUUAAACAACAACCACAUUACAAAACAACCAAUAGACAACAGGAGUUUAACGAUCAUUGAUAACAUGAAUCAACAUUUUUUUAUUUUCUGAUCAACUUCAAUUCUAUGUAUAUGCAUUCAUUGGGAAUUUCCCACUUCCCUCAAGUGUGAAUGUGAAGAACUCUAGACAUCCAUAUAAAAUGGAAUCACUCGGAAUUUUCAGACAGUAUGUAUUCAGGAUGUUCAAUCCUUUAAGGUUGAGUGCAGUGUUAUGCCUGUGAACAAUAAUUUUCCGGCACAAUUUGUAUUUCAACAGCAAUUUAAUAGUCAUUAUUGGUUGGACUAUGAAAUAGAAUUCAGUGAUAUAUUGUGAUUUACGGUAAUAAAAUGAACAAGGUG
Molecule: messenger RNA, 5530 nt
Organism: Mya arenaria
Lineage: Eukaryota; Metazoa; Mollusca; Bivalvia; Myida; Myidae
Product: ribonuclease 3-like
Exons: 34
Coding region: 104-5212 (1702 amino acids)
Biological process (GO): primary miRNA processing; rRNA processing; pre-miRNA processing
Cellular component (GO): nucleus
Molecular function (GO): ribonuclease III activity; double-stranded RNA binding
Source: RefSeq, a predicted model, not a curated record